AAAUUUUAUUCUCUCUCUGAUCAAAUCGAAAUUUAUUGGAUUGUCAGUAAACCCUAGAAUCAACUUUUGUCUGGGAUUCGAAUUCGAUCUAGAAUCAUGACGACCGGAGAUCUCGUCAAUAUCCAUCCUACAGAGCUUAAGUUCCCUUUUGAGUUGAAGAAGCAAAGCUCGUGUUCGAUGCAAUUGACCAACAAGACAGAUAAAGUCGUCGCAUUUAAGGUUAAAACAACGAAUCCUCGGAAAUACUGUGUCCGUCCAAACACCGGCGUUGUCUUGCCCGGGGAUUCCUGCAAUGUUACAGUGACGAUGCAAGCCCAGAAAGAGGCACCUCUGGAUAUGCAAUGCAAAGACAAGUUCCUUGUCCAGAGUGUUGUUGUCUCAGACGGCACAACUUCCAAAGACGUUCUCGCUGAAAUGUUCCACAAGGAGAAGGGUCGAGUGAUUGAGGAUUUCAAAUUGCGGGUUGUUUAUAUCCCUGCUAAUCCUCCUUCACCUGUCCCAGAAGGAUCUGAAGAAGGCAACUCUCCAAGGAUUUCUGUCAACGAGACUGGCUCCCUAAUAGAUGACGUGUCAAGAACGCUAGAAGAAACAAAUGAGAAAUCUUGCGAGGCAUGGUCCAUGAUUUACAAAUUGACGGAGGAGAAGACUAGUGCUAUACAACAAAGUCAGAAGCUCCGAGAGGAACUGGAAAUGCUGAGGAAAGAAUCAAGCUUGAAGCAGUCAGGUGGUCAUUCGUUGGUACUGAUGCUGCUGGUGGGUCUACUCGGCUGCGUGAUUGGCUACAUCUUGAACCGGACAUAAAUAAGGAACGAUAUGGGCUGUAAAAUCAGUAGUAGCUGUAGCACCGGGACGGGGGAGGGUGAUUAUGUGCAAUAUUUCUUUAAGAUUGGUUAGAAGCCUGCCCAGUUAGAGUGUGUAGUAGUAAGAUCUCAAAAGUCAUUGUUACGAUUGGAAGCAAAUCAGUUUGAUUAAGAAUAUACAGAGAAACUUGUUUGGAACUAUUAAACCAAAAAAAAAAAAGAUUCAUCAUACAAACCCCUAAAGGGGGGAGAUUUAGGAAGAAAGUGAGUGAGAUAUGUUAUGUUAGUCUUGUUGUGUGGGAUUGGUCUUUGGCUUGCGGUAUCUCUCUUCCAUCUGCUUGGCCAUGGAAUAGCCAGCUUGAGCCACCUUUUCAACGUUUGGGACGUUGUAGCUCUGCGCUAUGUAAAUCCCGCACAUGGUUCCGAAGAUGAAGGAGAAGUAGCUUCUUAUCAACCCCAUUUUAAGUCCUUUCUUCUUCUUUUGUCAGAAAAUUUAGAAAGCUUCGUGUUUCCCACUGGGUGGGUUUCUCGAAUAUAAUUCAUAUUAUAUACAUUACAGAGAGAGCUAGGUCUUUUAUUGUUUAUCCUUAACUUCU
Eutrema salsugineum is the source of this 1396-nucleotide messenger RNA. RefSeq names its product vesicle-associated protein 1-3. Gene Ontology annotation, biological process: endoplasmic reticulum membrane organization. The record is from RefSeq and is a predicted model, not a curated record. Lineage: Eukaryota; Viridiplantae; Streptophyta; Magnoliopsida; Brassicales; Brassicaceae. Gene Ontology annotation, cellular component: endoplasmic reticulum membrane; plasma membrane. The coding region runs from base 97 to 801 and encodes 234 amino acids. The transcript has 9 exons.